UAAUUGAAUGGGACUCUUUUUCAUUUGACUGUUUCUCAUCAGAUCCUGCCCUGCCCUUUCUCUGCCCUGACACCCACCCUCAGAGGAGGUCAGACAAAUGGACCCUCUCUGUCUGAUUUGAAGCUAUGCUGCCCCCAGCUGCCUCUCAGCUCCCUUUGCCUGUGGGGUCCUUGCUGGUGUAGGGCUGAUGCCUGGCAUACUUCAAACCCGCAGUUUCAGCAAACAGGACUUUCACCCCUGCCCUCCUGCAGCCCAGUGUGCUCCAAAAUCACUUCUUCUGUCACGGGCUCCAUGGAUGGAGAGGGCCUGGAGACAUCAGCCCUAGGAGAGAGAGGGCUGGAGCAACAGUCACAGUAUGCCAGGUGCUUUGCUGCCCGUUCUGCUGUGACUGCACUCUGGGACACUGGCUGCUGCUGGGACUCUGGGUCUGUCUUGCUCUAGGAAGUUGAUUCUACUGCAAAGGAGAAGCUGACCCCAUUGCUGCCUAGAGACCGAUGAUAUGGCCCAGUCCUGAGGCUGGCUGCGGCAUUGGCUGAGGGCUACCCAAUCCCCUGAGUAUUAGGCAACUUUCUGAGUUUUUGUGGUCAGGACUUUGCGGAGAACUUCCACUUUCGAGAGCUGGAGUGAGACAGUAUUGUUAGCUUUGAUCUCCCCAUCAACUUCCCCCUCUUGAACAGCAAUGGCCCCCGGGGGGAUCCCUGGGGUCGCCAGGAACUGCUGGGCUGGGGCUCUAAUAGUGGCGAUAGCACUGAGAACUCACAGAGCUCAUUGCACAGACCCUCCAGAGCAUUUCCUGCUGCAGGAGAAGUCUGAGUGUCACUACACCAACGGCAUGCAGCAGGUGAGGUAUCUGAAAAGACUGAUCUGGGGCCAGCAGGAGAUCUGUUACUAUGACAGUGACUUGGGCUUCUCGGUGGCCCGCACAGAACUGGGUCGGCCGAUCGCGGAGUAUUGGAACCGGCUGGAGUGGCUGAGCUACUUGUGGGCUUCAGUGGAGAAGUUCUGCAGUUAUAACCACAGGAGAUUUAAGAACAUCACUGAGGUUAAGCCCAGAGUGAAAAUUUCCACCCUGAAAGCAGAGUCUUCCCACCGCCCCAGCUUGCUGGUUUGCUCUGCAACAGGGUUUUAUCCUUCCGAGAUAGCGACCAAGUGGUUCAAAAAUGGGCAGGAGGAGACAGCUGGAGUUGUAUCCAGGGAGCUGCUACAUAAUGGAGACUGGACCUUCCAGAUCCAGGUGACGCUGGAAACAAAACCCAGGUGGGGAGAUGUCUACACCUGCCAAGUGGAGCACAUCAGCCUGCAAACGCCCAUCACCAAGCAGUGGGUGGCACAGCCUGACUCUGCCAAGAGCAAGAUGUUCAUUGGAAUUGGGGGCUUCGUAUUGGGGUUGAUCUUCAUGGUGCUGGGACUCCUCAUCUACCAGAAGAAUAAGAAAGGGUACCUGUGCUUGGACACUGCAGACUCUCAGGCUGCUGAGAGUGACAGGGGCAGCUCUACAAACCUACUGCUCUGUGCCUAAAUCCUUCCAAGUUCUGCGAGGGCCAUCUCUAAAUCUUCCCUUAAAUUUCUGCAUUCACACAUGUGCCAUUACUCUCUCCCUUCCCCUCGCUAGCUGUUCUUCGUGUGUUCUUGCUCAGGUCAAUACUGUGCUGCCUCUGGCAGAGGGAAUCACCACUUUCCCUCAAUCCUAGCAGGUUCCCCUCCUGCUGCCCCGCCCCAGAUUUAACGGCUCUGCAAUUAAAGAACAAAGUCUUGUAGAUCUGAGAUUGUCCCCCAGGGGCCGAUUUCAUGCAAGCUGUUGACUUGGGGUAUCUCCAGUGGAAGAAGAGGGAAGGAUCCAGCUGUCAUAUGGAGCUGAGGAUGGAUGUCCAGCUACUCCAAGUGCAGCACAUACCCAGAUAGAAAAGUGGGGAAUAAAUAAUAAUGUUUCUAACUAAUGCUUUGCACUUAGAGAAAUUUUAUCUAAGGGUCUGCAAGGAUUUUGAUAACUGUGAGUUAAUUAAAAGUUCUAAUUUAACCUGGGGUUAAUCCUUAAUUUCAUGUGUUUGGUAACUUUCUGAAACAGAUCUGAAGAAGUGAGGUUUUUAACCCACAAAAGCUUAUGCCCAAAUAAAUCUGUUAGUCUUUAAGGUGCCACCAGACUUCUUGUGGUUUUUGUGGAUACACACUAACAUGGCUACCCCCUGAUACUUGAAACAGAUCUAUGAUUCUGUAUAUCAUGACACCCCACCCUUUGGCUAAUGGAGAUUGUACUGUACUCAGCUGAUGAGCAGAACAUGAAAACCUAUGUAGAACAACAAAUUAAAGAACUAAAGCCUUCCCUGGGUAACUAACAACCCAUGAGAUUAUAAACAUGGAGAGAAUGUUUACACUCUAAUUUGCCUUUCACUGUCAUUGCUGGUUUGUUCUUGCUGCUCCUUUUACUCCUGGCAGCAGCCUCAGCCAGCAUAAACACUGAAACUAGGCUGCUCAGUCUCAGUUUCUGUCUCUAACUAGGUUCACUGUGUGGUUCUCAUGCACUAAUCUGCUGUUGUACUUGCCUUAGGGUUUUAUCCUGACACCCAUCAUAGAUUUCAUAGAAUUUUAUGCCAAAAAGGACCAUUAGUUCUUCCAAUAUGAUCUCCUGUAUACAUUUUAUAUAUAUCCCCCUAUAUUGAGCCCAAAGACUUUAGUUGGACCAAAGCAUUUCAGUCCCCAUGAGAAUAGACUGUUGUAUGCCUGUGACACGUUGGAUCACAGAAACCCCCUUGGGGACUGC
Mauremys mutica (yellowpond turtle) is the source of this 2758-nucleotide messenger RNA. Its product is annotated as rano class II histocompatibility antigen, A beta chain-like. Lineage: Eukaryota; Metazoa; Chordata; Testudines; Geoemydidae. Gene Ontology annotation, molecular function: MHC class II protein complex binding. The coding region runs from base 680 to 1519 and encodes 279 amino acids. Gene Ontology annotation, biological process: positive regulation of T cell activation; immune response; peptide antigen assembly with MHC class II protein complex. Gene Ontology annotation, cellular component: membrane; MHC class II protein complex. The record is from RefSeq and is a predicted model, not a curated record. The transcript is spliced from 5 exons.